UGGACCAAAUACAUCUUCUCAUCAUGAUCUUCCUCAAAACUAUGCUGCGGGUUGUGGACAAUUCUGGCGCAGAGCUUGUUGAGUGCAUCAAGGUACUUGGCAAGAAGCCAACCAACCACGCCAAUAUCGGCGACAAGGUCGUUGUCGUUGUCCAGAACGCAAAGUCUCUCAACCAGCAUCUCACAGGCGCAAGUGCCAGUAACAGAGUGAAGAGAGGCGACAUCUGUCGCGCGGUGAUUGUGCGCACCAAGUCGCCCACCCUCAGACCUGACGGAAGUGUGAUAAGAUUCGACGACAACGCUUGUGUUCUGAUCAACCAGAAGGACGAGCCGAUCGGAACAAGAGUGAAUGGAGUGGUUGCUAGAGAGCUUAGACGUAAGAACUUUAACAAACUUGUGACCUUGGCUCCAAAAGUGGUGUAAGGAGCGCAACGUUUAGUACUGUAUAUAUCGACAACCAGUGUUCUGUGUAAGGAUGUAGAAUUUCGAGAGAAAAAAACUUUUAGUAUAUUCUUCUUCAUGACGAGAGCAAGCCAGCUUCCAAAGGCCUCGCGGGCUUUGUUUCUGAAAGAUCUCCCGACGUCCCGUCUUGCGAGACAAAGGGAAAACCUAAACUUGAUUGCAAACUACAAGGAUUCCGCAUACAAGUUUCCCCAGGUGUCAAAAUUACAUCUGAUCUUUAAAAGUCACAACGCCUACGGUCACAUGGGAGCGAAGCAGUUCUGGAAGUGGAAUCUUCGGACGAUCUGUUUCCACAACCCCGAUGUGAAUAUUGAGGUCACGAGAGUCGACUGCCCAACAAAAGAAGAGCAACUGAAGUGUCCUAGUGUUUUGAAGGUGGUUUACGCGGAUGGUCGCGAAAAGAAGAUCGACUGCAAGAAUAAACACUCUGAUGAUAUUAUGAAAGAGCUGGUGGAACUCACGCAGGCUGUGAAGUGCCCCGAAGACGAGAUCCCAGUGCUUAAAAAAUAACUGUAUAUAGACGAAUAAACGUCAGUCAAGAAGAUUACG
Ogataea polymorpha is the source of this 1010-nucleotide messenger RNA. RefSeq lists its product as uncharacterized. Gene Ontology annotation, molecular function: structural constituent of ribosome. The record is from RefSeq and is a predicted model, not a curated record. Gene Ontology annotation, cellular component: mitochondrion. Lineage: Eukaryota; Fungi; Ascomycota; Pichiomycetes; Pichiales; Pichiaceae. The transcript has a single exon. The coding region runs from base 519 to 971 and encodes 150 amino acids.